Molecule: messenger RNA, 1569 nt
Organism: Loxodonta africana (African savanna elephant)
Lineage: Eukaryota; Metazoa; Chordata; Mammalia; Proboscidea; Elephantidae
Product: ubiquilin-1-like
Exons: 1
Coding region: 1-1569 (522 amino acids)
Biological process (GO): ubiquitin-dependent protein catabolic process
Cellular component (GO): cytosol
Molecular function (GO): polyubiquitin modification-dependent protein binding
Source: RefSeq, a predicted model, not a curated record
AUGGCAAGGGCUAGAGAAGAAGCAGGGGACAGCCAGUCGGUGUCUGGUCGGGAGCCAUCUUCACACAUCAUUCGAGUGUAUGUCAAGACCCCACAGGACUGUCAGGAAUUUAUGCUGGCAGAAAAUAGCAGCGUCUGCCACUUCAAGAAGCAGAUCUCCAAACGCCUUCACUGUGACACCGACCGACUGGUGCUCAUCUUCACUGGAAAGAUCCUUCGAGAUCAAGACAUAUUGAGCCAGCGUGGCAUCCUUGAUGGCACUACUGUUCAUUUGGUGGUGAGGACCCAUUUGCAAGGGUCGGUUGGUCUAGGAACUCUGUCAGGCCCCACAGGCCAUUGCAGCAAUCACUCUGGACCAUCAUCCUCUGGAGGGGCUAGGAUGCUAGGCAGGCUGGGCCGCCUGACCCGGAGGUCACCAGAGCUGGCUGACUUCCUUGGCCAGCUGUCUCAACUCCUGGUGGCUUCACCGGAGUCUGUGGUGCAGUUCUUAGAAGACCCUCUGGUUCAAAGCCUGGAAAGUGAGAUUCCAGUCAAUGUCAGCCAUGUCCCUGAAACCUCAAGGUCAGUACAAAAACCUGAUGCAACUCCCAAAAUGCUGGAAAUUCUGCAGAGCCCAGUACGGCAGCAGGAAUUCUUCCAGGCUGAAAAACCGGGACUGGAGGCCUUGAAGGCAGUGCCAGGUGGUGACAAUGUUGUGCGUCCAGUCUGCUCUGACAUCCAUCACUUCAUGCUCUCCACUCUGGCCCCUUUGGUUACCUCCAAAGGCCACAUCCCAGGUUCUGAGCCCUGGAAAGGGGAGGCCAAUGCUCAUAGCAGUACUAACCCCAACAUGGUCCUUCCCACUACCUCAGCACCUGCCAGGCCACUGACACAAAGGAAGAGUACAGGAAUAGUUGCCCAGGGCAGGGGCAUGGCCUCAGAUCAGGCCAAUUCAGGGUACAGGAGUGGCACGCUGAACUUAUACUCAAGCCAGGAUUUUCCAUCCCAGGAGAGCCAUCAACCCAUAGGAAAGCCCACUCGAACUAGUCAGCUGAGACCCUCACCCUCUGCGUUUCAUAGAGCCUUGCAAAUACUGCAGCAGAAUCCAGCUCUGCUAUACCAACUGGCAACUGAUAGCCCCCUGCGACAUCAAAUACCACUACUUCCUAUCCUCACCAACCCACGAGCAGUGCAGGCAUUGAUACAGAUAGAGCAGGGCCUGCAGAUACUGUCCAGGGAGGUGCUUGGGCUGGGGUCCUGCUUAUGGAACACGGGCAGACCGAGUAGGGCCGGAGGAGGCCCUGAAUCUAGGGGUGGAGGACACAGUCAUAGAGCAGAUGUUGGACAACCCACUUUGGCUAUUCUUCAACUCCUCCAUACACUGGCCAAUGCCUGCUUCCAGUCUACCCAAUCUUCACUAUCAUGCCCCCUCAGUGAAGGCCACUACCAGCAAGAACUGGAGCAGCUGAAGGGCAUGGGUUUUGCUAAUCAUGAUGCCAACCUGCAAGCUCUAAUGGCCACAGGUGGAGACAUCCAUGCUGCCAUCGAGAGGCUGCUGGGGGGUACCACAGACCUAGGUUCUUCCUGCUAA